AGUAGAUAAUGUUGUACGACGGUCCCCCUAGGCCAACACAACUUGAGGUCGAGAAGCCAAGCUGCCGAUAGCGUAGCAACAGGAGCCACCGCCGCCCGACCCGAGUGCCCGAGUGAUCAACGCAGCCAUGGCCACGCCCGACUUCCGUACGCCCAACCAGGAGAUGCCGCCGCCGGGCGGCUUCAAGCCCGUCAAGUUCGUCAAGAACGGCCCCGCAACGCGCGGACCACCGGGAUGGUCGCUCUUCCUCGGUACGUUCCUCGUCACGUCCGUGGGCUACUACAUGGUGGGCCAGCACAACAAGCACCACCGCGAAGUGGCCAAGGAGGAGCGCGAGAACCGUAUUGCGCUGCUACCGUUCCUGCAGGCGGAGGCGGAUGUCGAGUACCUGGAACAAGAGAAGCACAUUUUGGAGAAGGAGCGCCAGGUCAUGAAGAACGUGCCUGGCUGGGUGGCCGGGCAGUCGCCGUACCACUCGGACCGCUACCAGGCACCGCUUUGGGCCCAGAAGAAAUGAACAGAGAAGGACAGAUGGAUGGGGAGCAGGAAGCUAAUACACCAUCGAGUGAGCGAACUGUAACAAGACCAUGUCAAGGAAAUGCACUCGUGUGUUCGUCCGCUCGAGGUCAACUCUUUCCUCUGAGUUGGUGAAAAUUUAAUGCCAUGAAUAUCGUCGCUGCUGCUCUUUUCAAUGUUUGGAUGUGCGGUAAGAGGUUUCUUGCUUUCGAUCCCUUAUCGGUGAGAGCGGUACAAGCUCUCUAUUCUAGCUUCGAACGAAAUAACUGCAGUUACUUGUAUCUGUCAGCAGCAGCCACUGCGGAUAGCUAGCAUCAUCCGAUUUAAAGCCCUUCGUCCAUCUCGUCCUCAAUUUCCUUGGCGAGCUCCUCCUCUUGCUUUUCGCGUUCGAGACGCUCUUCGGCGCUCUCAAGGUCUUUCUUGUAGGCAUCCGGUGGAUAACGCAUAGCCUUGACAGCUUCGUUGUGCACGUCUAGACAGAACGUGAUACGCCUCUGGAAAGCCGUCUGCGGGUCGUUAGUCGUGUACACGUUGACAGUCUCCUUCAGCUGCAGCCAGCCGUUCUCAUGGUCGAUCACGGCGUCAAUCACGCCGUCCCGAAUCGCCUUGGCGCACACGAACUCGGCGUUCUGUGCGUUCUCCAGCGCGAGCUUCUCGCAGAUGUCUGUGAACAGGAUCCGCGAGUACGAAGUGCUGAUCUUGCGCAGACCCGUCUUGAUGACGUUGUGGCGCAAGCUGAGCAAAAUAACAAAGUGCACAUUAGUUAGCAAGAGAUCUCCGCACACACACGUCUCUGAGCAAAGCUCGUCCUGCUUACCGAAGGAUCAGCGUGUAAGUAUUGUCGGCCUUGAAGACCGCUCCAUGUUGCGAUAAAACCACGUUAAAGUCUUCCAGGUUACCCACACGGACGGC
Messenger RNA from Phytophthora nicotianae INRA-310, 1428 nucleotides. RefSeq lists its product as hypothetical. Lineage: Eukaryota; Oomycota; Peronosporomycetes; Peronosporales; Peronosporaceae. The transcript has a single exon. The record is from RefSeq and is a predicted model, not a curated record. Bases 235 to 651 code for a protein of 138 amino acids.